This is a messenger RNA of Stylophora pistillata, 1913 nucleotides long. Its product is annotated as calcium/calmodulin-dependent protein kinase type II alpha chain. Gene Ontology annotation, biological process: protein phosphorylation. NCBI's taxonomy places the organism in Eukaryota, Metazoa, Cnidaria, Anthozoa, Scleractinia, Pocilloporidae. The record is from RefSeq and is a predicted model, not a curated record. Gene Ontology annotation, molecular function: protein kinase activity; ATP binding.
AACAACUCUGUCGGUAGCGCACGUUCCUGGCACCUCAAGAAUCGAAAUAGUAGAAAAAUUGCGAACCACAGUUUGUAUUUUGCCUCUCCUAGUUAAAAAUAAUGAAUCAAUAGUUAAUCUUCGAGUUUUCAAUCUUGAAUUAACCAGAUUACAUCAUCAUGAUGCAUGGAUUUCAUUUGAGACGGAGCGAUUAAACUUAGAAACUGCAAACGCCGGCAAGUUAUGGAAUUCGUCUGCCAAUUUGAUGUUAGGGAAAUCUUGGGCCAGGGAUCUUUUAGUGAGGUGAAAAGAUGCAUUGAUAAACGGACAAGACAAGCUUUUGCCGUGAAGGAAAUAACCUGUGAUACAGAGGAGCAGAAGGAGAGAAUUGAACAAGAAAUCCAGAUUCUCCGAGAACUUAAUCAUCACAACAUUCUUAAGCUUCAUCACUGCUAUCCUGCGUUUGACAAAUAUUACCUGGUCAUGGAACUAGCGUGUGGAGGAGAGCUCUUCGAGGACCUGGUAUCCAGAAAUGCCUUCUCAGAGAGCACUGCACGCGAGGCGAUGCUACAGCUGUUCACCGCUGUGGAGUACAUACACGGGCUCAGAAUUGUACACAGGAAUAUCAGACCCGAAAAACUUAUUCUUACCUGGAAGUCAGCGGAAAGUAACAACCAUUUCCCCCCACUGAAGCUCGGCGGAUUUGGUUUGGCCAAAAAACUGUCAGAAAAUUCCGACAUAAUUUCUUGUCCAAUAGAAGGAUCACCAUUGUAUCUUGCCCCCGAGACAGUUACUAGACAACCCAUUGGCAGAGAAGUAGACAUUUGGGCAUGCGCUGUGAUAUUCUAUACGAUGUUGGCUGGCUAUCCUCCUUUCUGGAGCACAAAUCGAGGUGAACUCUUCGGAGUUAUUGCGCUUGGAAAAUACAACUUUCCGGAUCAAGAGUGGAAAUCCAUAUCUGACAGUGCUAAGCGGCUGAUAAAAAGCAUGCUUAUGAUCGAUAGAAAUGAACGAAUGACAGCGACAGAGCUUGUCAAAGAUCCGUGGACCCAAAAUAGAAAGUUAUCUACGGCUCAUCGGAAGGGAACUCUGGAUCACCUAAGUGCCUUUAACGCCAAGAGAAAGCUCAGGGGAGCUGUCUACACAAUCUUUGCCAUGAAGAGAAUGAUGGAAAACCCAGAACCUUUGCCUCUAACGAAUGGUGUCAAAUCAUAGAAUAAGAUUAUAAAAAUACGAGUCCAGUAUUCUAAAUUUAAAGUAUUUUCUCGCUGUAAAUGGAAGUAGACUUUAAAAGUGAUGUUAUUAGUUGUUAGUUUGAAGAUCUAUGCUUUUGAUAGCGUUCUGAACGUCUCUAGGUUUAUGUCAUUCUUUUGUGCAUUCAUUUUGGAAAUACAUGGAAAUUACCAAGAAAGGUUCAAUUUGCCCCCCGUCCCCCACAGAUAUCAUUUAAGUUAAUGUAAACACGCUAUAGUCCAAUUUAAAGUUUAUUAAAUUGAAAAAUUUAGAAAAAAGAAAAUCUUAGACAUCUUAUGUCUUCUCUCGCAAGGGGGGGUGAGGAAGGGAUUUUUGAGGGGGGUAGAAGGGCUGUUGCCAUAUUAACAUUUCACUAACAUUUCCUUUGGGUUUUAAAGGAGUUAUAAAUUGUCGACACCUCCUGUUCUUUUCUUCACUUUUCCGUUUUAUUUUUCUUUCUAUCCCAACAUGGGAAAUAGAAACACUUUCCGAUAUUUUGAUCGGAAAUGCAAUCACAGAUAGUUUAUCGUGUGUCUCUUUCAAACCAGUAGAUGGCCAGAUUUUUCUUCGUAUCUAACGCCAGCUUGCAAAAGAUACAACUUGCUGAUUUGUGUACAGACGAACAAGAAGCACAAGAUGUGGUAUAACGUAAAGUAAUCAGUUAGAAGAGAGACGGAAAUUAAAGAAAUUUUUUUAACUUC